AUGACGUCUACAGAACCAUGUUUAUCAUACGAGAACUUCACAGCCGACUCAACACGAUCGCCUAGCCACAUAGAACCUGUCCAAGACAACAAGAUUUGUGACGCAGUCCUUUCUACUAAGUGGUACAGAUUGGUUGGAGACGCGGGGAGCGAUCUGACAAAUGACAGCAGUGUUUUAGUUUCUAACGGAUGUGGGACAUCGUAUCAGCGCUGGAUGAACGGCAGUGUUCCAGAUGUGUCAGAAGGAAUCGUGAAUCGCGAGAUAUGCAUGAGAUCAGUCUUCGCAGUCUGUCACAGCAGCUUCACUGUCCAAGUAAAGAACUGCUGCUCUUUCCGAGUUUAUCACCUCAGGAGUGCAACCAGUUGUCCGCAGGCCUACUGUGUUAGCCCCAGUCUUGUUCCGUCUGUUAGUUGUUCAGUAACAUCUUGGGAUACUACUACUACCAGUAGUUCCAGUACGACCCGGACAAUCACCAGUACCAGCACUAGCACCAGUACCAGCACAACCACCAGUACCAGCACUAGCACCAGUACCAGCACCACACAAACAACCAAGAUGAUUACUGACAUGUCUACUACAACUGUCCCACAGGAUACUGACGAGAAGCAUGUGACAAUCGUGACCACCAACGCAUCUAAAGUCAUCAUUACCGUUAUUGUCCUACUGGUAGUCAUAGCUAUGACACUUAUAGGCUUAGAGAAUGAUGUCUUAGUCACGGCAGCAUAUGGCCUACAAGAAACAAACUAUCAAUUAAUCACAUGCAAGCAGGAGCAAGCAGUAAUUAAAAUGAAUAUCAGAAAAAAUCUAUUUGAAUACUCAAGUAAAAUAGUGCUUGAAAAUUCCGGUGAGUUCUCGGAAAAUAUUCUUUUGUUGGCUAAAGUCUCCAGACUGUCCAUGAAUCAGGCUGUUGCUAAUGUGACAAAUCAUGUAAAUGUUAACCCUCGGGCAUCCACUCAGAGGGAGGACGCUUUAUCCUACUUCUUCUGGCCGGAGGAACAGGUAGUUCUGGUGGCGAAUGUAAUGCUCAAAUACUUCCUCCAUUGUAUCAUGUCUUACGUCCCUUCCCUGACUACUUCCGUCAAUACACUCUGUGUCGGGUCCCACGUUUCGGCUUUUGUCAUAUUCUGA
This is a messenger RNA of Pecten maximus, 1128 nucleotides long. RefSeq names its product serine-rich adhesin for platelets-like. NCBI's taxonomy places the organism in Eukaryota, Metazoa, Mollusca, Bivalvia, Pectinida, Pectinidae. Bases 1 to 1128 code for a protein of 375 amino acids. The record is from RefSeq and is a predicted model, not a curated record. The transcript has 5 exons.